Messenger RNA from Lymnaea stagnalis (great pond snail), 900 nucleotides. The record is from the annotation of a GenBank genome assembly. NCBI's taxonomy places the organism in Eukaryota, Metazoa, Mollusca, Gastropoda, Lymnaeidae.
ACAAAACUACUGAUGGCCUCCAUGGCGUUUGUGGAUUUUCUGAUUGGGGCAUUCCACAUGCCGAUUAGUGUUGUUGAGCUUACACAUCAAGGCAGCUGGAUUCUGGGUACAGAGUUUUGCAGCAUCUGGUACAACAUUGGGAAUGCCUUCUGUGGAGUCACCGCAAGUCAUAUAUUAUGUAUAGCUGUAGAUAAAUAUCUGGCCGUCUGCAAGCCUUUGAUGUAUAGAGUCCUUACUAAAAGAAUGGGUUACGUUAUGCUUCUCCUGUCAUGGACCCUUCCCAGCGCAUUGUUCUUACUACCUCUGGCCUCAGGCUGGUUUGGGACGUCAAUCGACAAACCGACCAAUGGCCGUGAUCAGAGAAUAUCGUGUUUGCCUGUUUUAAACAAAAGCAUACAUUUAUUGUUUUACACCCUUGGAUUUUAUCUCCCGGUAUUAACUACAUACAUUCUCUACGGGCUUAUAUUUUCUGAAAUCUGGAAAUUUAACAAAAGGAAAUCUUACAUGGCUAAAAACAAAGCUAAGGUAAAUUUCUACUCAAAGAAAAGUGAAAUUUCAAUAAUUAGUGAGACUGAAUCUAGCACUCCUACUUCAAAUCGAGCAACUCAUUCGAAGUGGUAUUGCGAAGACAUCAAUGACGAAAGUCACCAACAAUCUAACAAUCUAACAUCAUAUCAGCAAGAUAUCAGCAAGAUGGCGCGUCGAUUUUCCCGAAACAUAAAAGCUAUUCGCACGCUUGGGACAAUUGUGUUGUGUUUCACUUUUUGCUGGAUGCCCGUGUGGAUAUAUGUUGCUAUCUAUUCCUACCAUAAACUGGAACUGCAUUGUUAUUAUACUUUUUUUAUAGGAUGGUUAGCUUACAUGAACUCAGCAGUCAACCCUGUACUUUACAGCUUUUUC